CGGUGGGAUGGGGAAGGAUUAUUACCGCACGCUAGGGCUGUCCCGCGGGGCCUCGGGGGAGGACGUGCGGCGGGCAUACCGCCGGCAGGCCCUGCGCUUCCACCCCGACAAGAACAAGGAGCCGGGGGCCGAGGAGCGUUUCAAGGAGGUGGCCGAGGCCUACGACGUCCUCAGCGACCCGAAGAAGCGGGAGAUCUUCGACAAGUACGGGGAGGAGGGGCUGAAGGGGGGAGCCCCCACCUCUGGCCCAGGGGGGUCCAAUGGCCCCACCUUCACCUACACCUUCCGGGGCGACCCCCAUGCCAUGUUCGCCGAAUUCUUCGACGGUCGCAACCCCUUCGAUACCUUCUUCGUCCAACGCAACGGAGAUGACGAGGACGGUGAUGACACUUUUACCACCUUCCAUGUGGGAGGUUUUGGUAGCGUUGGUUUCCCCCGGGGUCGGGGUGGACCGGAAGGUGCCUGCCGUAAGCAAGACCCCCCGGUCCUCUACGAUCUGAAGGUCUCCCUGGAGGAGAUCUACAGUGGUUGCACCAAGAAGAUGAAGAUCUCCCACAAGCGUCUCAACCCCGAUGGGAAGACGGUUCGUAACGAGGACAAGAUCCUCACCAUCGAGGUGAAGCGGGGUUGGAAGGAGGGCACGAAGAUCACCUUCCCCAAGGAGGGCGACCAGACCCCCAACAACAUCCCCGCCGACGUCGUCUUUGUCCUCAAAGACAAACCUCAUGGUGUCUUCCGCCGGGAGGGCUCGGACAUUGUGUACCCGGCGAAGAUCAGCCUCCGUGAGGCCCUCUGCGGCUGCACGGUCAACGCGCCCACGCUGGACGGCCGCACCAUCCCCAUGGUCUUCAAGGACGUGCUGAAGCCGGGGGUGAAGCGCCGCAUCCCGGGCGAGGGGCUGCCCUACCCCCGCACCCCCGACCAGCGCGGUGACCUCAUCAUCGAGUUCGAGGUCAAGUUCCCCGACAGGAUCCCCCCCUCCUCCAAGACCCUCCUGGAGCAGAUCCUGCCCGUCUAGCCCCCCCACCCUUCCCCCCCAUGUCCCCCCAAAUUCCAGGGGGGCUUGGGGUGGGCUCUGACUCUUGGGGGACCAUGCUGGGGUGGGGGGUGGGGGGGGCAGCUCCUGCCUGCGCUGCCUGCGGGUGCCCUGCUGCCUGCACCAGGCUGAGAGCGGCUCCUCCGAUGUCCCCGGGUUUGGGGGGGGCUUGGGGGUGUCCCCCCCCCAUCCUGGGGGUCUGGGGGGCAUGGGGUGUCCCUGUCCCCACCCCUGCCUUGGGGCUCCCGGUGUCCCUGUCCCCUCUCUGUGCUCUGGUGGCCCUGGGGUGUCCUUGUCCCUGCCCCCCCCCCUCCCCGAUUUGGGACUCCUGGUGUCCUUGACCCCCCCUCCUCCCCAUUUGGGGGUCUUUGGGUGUCUUUGUCCCCCUGCCUCCAUCCUCAGGGGGGGUCCCAAGGCAUCCCCACCCCCCCCCUUCUGCUCCGGAGCUCCCAGGGUGACUUUGUCCCCCCAUUUUGGGGCUUCCCUCUCCCCUCAAGCUCUGGGGGUCCCCACAUCCCCCCCAUUUUGGGGGGCUCUGGGGGUCCCGGGGUGUCCUCAGCCCCUCUCCCUCCUCCGAGAGGGGAGUCGUGGGGAUCCCCCCGCCCCCCCCGUCCCCAAGGCCAGGGGGGAGCCCCAGGAGGG
This is a messenger RNA of Grus americana (Whooping crane), 1678 nucleotides long. RefSeq names its product DnaJ heat shock protein family (Hsp40) member B1 (gene DNAJB1). The transcript is spliced from 3 exons. NCBI's taxonomy places the organism in Eukaryota, Metazoa, Chordata, Aves, Gruiformes, Gruidae. Gene Ontology annotation, cellular component: cytosol. The coding region runs from base 8 to 1018 and encodes 336 amino acids. The record is from RefSeq and is a predicted model, not a curated record. Gene Ontology annotation, molecular function: Hsp70 protein binding; transcription corepressor activity.